This is a messenger RNA of Danio rerio (zebrafish), 620 nucleotides long. Lineage: Eukaryota; Metazoa; Chordata; Actinopteri; Cypriniformes; Danionidae. The record is from RefSeq and is a predicted model, not a curated record.
GACUCUGAGGACAGAACACACACACACACACACACACACAGACACACACACACACACUCAGAUCCGCAAUGCGUGAACAGGAGAUGGACCUGUCGGAGAGCACAGAAACACACACACAAACACACUACCUCAGAGACGUGAUCUUUCAUGGCAAGCUUCAGCUGCUGAAGUCUCUGACCCCUGAGGAGAACACUAGCUGCCGCCGCGGCCUGUUCUUCCAGGACGGUCAGAGGAAGGUGGAUUAUAUCCUGACGUAUCACCUGAAGAAGAGCAGCAGCUCGCGCCGACACACCUGCAGGCUGAAGGACAACGCUCUGACUCGAACCCUGAGCCGCUCUGCAGCUCCGCACACCAGCCACAGGGGCGACGCCCACAGCCCGAGCCCACAGCAGGAUGACCAAAAGCAGCAGCGCAGAGAAGAGUUCCAGAGGAGCCUGGAGGAGAUGGGGCUGGAGCUGGAGCACGACGAGGAGACCAAGACCCCUGGGGUGGGCUUCGUGAAGAUUCAUGCGCCGUGGAGUGUUCUGUGUCGAGAGGCCGAGUUCAUGAAGCUGAAGAUGCCCACCAGAAAGGUAGAAACAGAUGAUAAUAACACUGCGCUCUGACUGUGAUAAUGUGAU